AUGCGAUUCGAACCUCUACUCGCUUUUGCCCUCCCCGCCCUCAUUGUGGCUGCUCCUACCCCCCAGUGGGAUGAUGCUCCCGAGGAGUCCAUUGUUGGUGGGACUUCGGCCUCUGCUGGCGAGUUCCCCUUUAUUGCCUCUUUGCAACUCAGCGGCAGCCAUUUCUGCGGUGGUACUAUUAUCAACAGCAACACUAUCGUAACCGCUGCACACUGUUCCGUCACGAGUCUUAUUGGCUCUGUCCGCAACGUCCGCGUCCGUUUGGGCUCUUUGAAUAACGCCUCUGGCGGCACCACCUCCGCCGUCUCUGCCAUCUACGUCCACCCCAACUACAUCGACGACGACGAACACCAUGACUUCGACAUUGCCAUCUGGAAGCUGACUACCCCCAUCUCCGCCGGUGGCAACAUUGCCUACGCUAAUCUCGCCGCCUCUGGCAGCGACCCCGCUGCUGGAUCCACUGUUACCGUUGCUGGCUGGGGCGCUACCCGCCAGGGCGGCAGCGGUUCCAGCUCUCUCCUCAAGGUCAGCGUGCCCGUUGUUGCACGCAGCACCUGCCAGUCUCAGUACCCCGAGGAGGACAUCUCCACCAACAUGGUCUGCGCUGGCCAAACCUCUGGUGGAAAGGACUCCUGCCAGGGUGACUCUGGCGGCCCUCUUGUCGACGCCUCUAAGACCCUUGUUGGUGUCGUCUCUUGGGGCUACGGUUGUGCCCAGCCUAACCUCCCCGGUGUCUACUCCCGUAUUGGUACUUUUCGCUCUUUUAUCAGCCAGUACUCUUCUUAA
This is a messenger RNA of Bipolaris maydis ATCC 48331, 786 nucleotides long. Its product is annotated as trypsin-like cysteine/serine peptidase domain-containing protein. Lineage: Eukaryota; Fungi; Ascomycota; Dothideomycetes; Pleosporales; Pleosporaceae. Gene Ontology annotation, biological process: proteolysis. The record is from RefSeq and is a predicted model, not a curated record. Gene Ontology annotation, molecular function: serine-type endopeptidase activity.